CAGGCGGCGCAUGCGUCAUUUUGACGUCACACGCGGAGCCAACAUGGCGAAGAAACAACGUGGGGAGACAGUAGUGUCGGCGGAGAACAUGGAAGAACACGCUGAAAACUUCUCUUUGUUGCUGAACUCCAGUGACGACGAGGCACCCGAAGAGGUGACCUUCGAAGAGUCAAAGAGCGAAGCUCUGCGCAGCAUCAACGAGGUGCUGCACACCGCCAGGAGGGAAAAGGAGGCGCUAAGAGAGAAGAGGAGGAGGAGACAUGAACUGUUCCAGGAGCAGAAGAAACGACAUCUCCUACCCGACGAUGUGUUGGAGGAAAUGGGCUCUGCUGCUUGGUCAAGGAGGAAACGACCUGAAGACCCAGCAGCUGAAGACGAGGACGGAGAGCGACGAGAGAAGAGGCAGAAGAAACUGCCAGAUUCUCGAAAUUUUAAAGGAAGCUACACGGUGACCACAGUGAAGGAGGGAACGUCUGUGUCAGUCCAGCAGCAGGCGGCCGAGGAUUUCAUCAAGUCCAGACUCUACGGACCAGGAAGCUGCAGGACCACCAACAACGAGCUUCUCUCUCUGCAGAACAAGAAGUGUCUCAAUAAAAGUCCUGCGGUGCAGUUCGUCAGGAAAGACUGGGCGUCAAAGGAACGAGUCAAAGCAGAGAAGCUGAAGAAGCGAUGGCUCCACAAGCAGCAGAAUCAAACCUGCUGAGACCACAGCUUUCAGGUGGGAAGAAAGACGUUUGUGAGCCGCGGUGAAUACAGAGGACGGAGUGCUUUGGAUCGCAGUCCAGGGGACGUGGGUGUGGAGAAAAGCCAAGGACGUUUUGAUAAUUCCAGGAUGACAUUAUUGGCUUUAGCGCCCUCUACAGUUACAUCCAAAAAUAUUAUGGCAUCGGCCCAAAACGAUCAUGAGAUAUUGGCAAAAAGUCCCAAUAUGCUGCAUCUCUACUUUACACUGCGUGAGUAGAUGCAAAAACGGUGCUAAUGCUAAGCUAACUGACUCACCUGUUACUGGAAAACCCAUUUGUUCUGCAAAGUGCAGUGACUUUCUGAUAUGAAUUUUGCAGAAUGACAACUAAAAAAAUGUUCGUAAAAACAUUUUCCGUUUCCCGCCAUUGGAAGCCGACGUCAGAGGCUCUUCCUUUGAAAGUGGGGGUGAACCCUUCCGUCAGUAGUUCGUUGUCAAACUUCAAAAAAUCGUACGUUUUUCUUUCCUCUCUCACUUCCUGUUCAAUGGAAUUUAAAUGUGUUAAAAAAAAGUGUUUGCGAGAUUUGUCCGAACGUUGUCUUUCUCGCGAAAAGUUUGCGUUGCACCGACUCUACGAACUGUUCUAAUAACUGAUCUGUUUAAUUCUUCAAAUAAAGAAAAGUCUUGAUCUUAAA
Solea senegalensis (Senegalese sole) is the source of this 1377-nucleotide messenger RNA. It is a transcript of the gene nol7, whose product is annotated as nucleolar protein 7. The transcript has 8 exons. Gene Ontology annotation, cellular component: nucleus. Gene Ontology annotation, molecular function: RNA binding. The record is from RefSeq and is a predicted model, not a curated record. Lineage: Eukaryota; Metazoa; Chordata; Actinopteri; Pleuronectiformes; Soleidae. Bases 11 to 703 code for a protein of 230 amino acids.